Penicillium psychrosexuale is the source of this 729-nucleotide messenger RNA. RefSeq lists its product as uncharacterized. Lineage: Eukaryota; Fungi; Ascomycota; Eurotiomycetes; Eurotiales; Aspergillaceae. Gene Ontology annotation, cellular component: cell tip; Golgi to plasma membrane transport vesicle. Gene Ontology annotation, molecular function: guanyl-nucleotide exchange factor activity. The transcript is spliced from 2 exons. Gene Ontology annotation, biological process: exocytosis. The record is from RefSeq and is a predicted model, not a curated record. The coding region runs from base 1 to 729 and encodes 242 amino acids.
AUGUCAACAACAUCCGUUACCACGCUUGUCAUACCGGCCAUGAAGGGUGUCGUUAUAUCAGAAAAUAAAUGUCCCAUGUGUUGGGGUGAAGGCUUUCCCCAAGAUGGCUCUGGCGCCCACGAUAGAAUCCAGGAGUUGGAGGGGCAAGUGCAUACGUUGACAGCGCGCGCUUUGGCUGCAGCCCCAAGGAGCCUACCACACCCCGCGCAGCAGCUCUUCACUGGGAAGACCCCCUCCCGAGCCGACCAUUCAUCACCACAGCGCCCAACAUCCUCAGAAUCCCAAUCCCAACGACAAACAUACCACAGCCGCCUCACAAACUUAGCCUCCUUCCUCCCCUACCGACGUGGGAGCGCAACCCCCGCACCAGCAGCAUCCAGCGGCCCCCUCCCAAGUACUCCAACCGCGCUGAGCACACCACUCCUACACAUGUCCCCCGCAAACAGCGAGCACACAUCCGAGCUGCAGGAUGCGCUUGCGCGCGAGCAGAAACUGCGCGAGGCUGCCGAGUCGCAACUCUCGCUGGCGAGUACCGAGCUAGAGGAGUUGACGGUGCAGCUUUUCAGUCAGGCAAAUGAGAUGGUCGCAGAGGAGCGCAAGGCUCGCGCGAAGCUUGAGGAGAGGGUUGCUGUGCUGGAAAAGAGGGAUGUGGAGAAGCGCGGUCGGUUGGAGAGGUUGGAGAAUGCUGUGGCGCGCGUGGAGCGAUUGAGGGCAUUGGUUAAUCAAUGA